UUCAGUCCACCUGCCCCAAGCGCUGCCGCCGGUCAGCGGGGCAACUGUACGGAAUGAAGUUGCGCCGAUUCAUUUUAGAGUUGUAUUUACAUGGAAGAGUAUAAUUAUUUUAGGUUGCUGUCCGUAACAGUAGUAGUUUUGAACGUCGAGUUUCUGAAGUGGACCUUGUCUGUCUGCAAGGUUAACAGCGUCGUUCUAUGACUUUAUAAACUUCACUGUGCAGCCUAAGAAUGGAACGUUCUUCAUCAGCCCAUCGGUUUAGGAACUCCUACAAACGAGCUGAGCUGUCAAACUUAUCCAUCGAUGAUUCCGAGGACGCCGAGCUGGCCUAUACCAUGCGGGACCUGCCCCCACGGGCAGGGGGGCACACGUUCCCCCGCGACGUCCCCAUCAAGGAAGGCAGCAGUCGCCCACACACGCCUGGGACCCCGACUCGUGCCAGCGGCUCCAUAGGCCGGAACUACCUGGAGACAGAGAUGGAGGGCCUGCGGAGGUCCCAGCUGAGCUCCAUGAGCUCCCUGGACUCAACCAUGAGCCCCUCGCGCUCCAAAAGCCCCUGGGGGAGAUAUGACCCCUACGACUCCGCAGAGGACCAAGAUAAGGAAUAUGUAGGUUUCGCUACACUGCCAAAUCAAGUGCAUAGGAAGUCUGUGAAAAAAGGCUUUGCUUUCACGCUGAUGGUGGCAGGAGAGUCAGGACUAGGGAAAUCAACUCUUGUGAACAGCCUCUUCCUCACAGACCUUUACAGAGACAGAAAGCUGCUGAAUUCUGAAGAGAGGAUCAUGCAGACAGUGCAGAUCACCAAGCACACGGUCAGCAUUGAGGAGAAGGGGGUCAAGCUGAGGCUAACCAUCGUAGACACACCUGGCUUUGGAGAUGCUGUCAACAAUACAGAGUGCUGGAAGGCAGUGGAGGACUACAUUGACCAGCAGUUUGAGCAGUACUUCAGGGACGAGAGUGGACUGAACAGGAAGAACAUUCAGGACAACCGUGUGCACUGUUGCCUUUACUUCGUCUCCCCCUACGGCCAUGGUUUGAGGCCACUGGACAUUGAGUUCAUGAGGGCCCUCCAUGGCAAAGUCAACAUCGUACCUGUCCUAGCCAAGGCAGACAGUCUCACUCCAGCUGAAAUCAGGAGGAAAAAGAUGAAGAUCCGAGAAGAGAUCGAGCAGCUUGGGAUCCGUAUCUACCAGUUCCCUGACUGUGACUCAGAUGAGGAUGAGGACUUCAAGCAGCAGGAUCGAGAACUUAAGGAAAGCUUACCAUUUGCAGUGAUAGGCAGCAACAUGCUCUUUGAGAGCAAGGGCCGAAGGUUCAGAGGCCGCAUGUAUCCAUGGGGUGUCGUGGAAGUGGAGAAUCCUGCUCACUCGGAUUUCCUGAAGCUCCGGAACAUGCUGGUGCGCACUCACAUGCAGGACCUGAAGGAUGUGACCCGGGAGACCCACUACGAGAACUACCGGGCCCAGUGCAUCCAGAGCAUGACCCGCAUGGUGGUGAUGGAGCGGAAGCGCAGCCUGUGCAGCAGAAUGAGGGAGAGUGUCUCUGACCUGCCAAUCCCACUGGUGCCAGUGGACAGUGGGACGGAGCGGCUGAUAUGGGAAAAGGACGAAGAGCUGCGGCGGAUGCAGGAGGUUCUUCAGAGGAUCCAGGAACAGAUGCAGCUCGCACACAAAGACGGGUUCUAGACACUCCUUCUUACAUUUAACCCAUCACCAAGUGUCAGCUCACUAACACAGACAUAUGGUAGGGCUAAAGAGACAACUGUUUUGGCAUAGAAGGAAACACCUUUUUGGGACAGAAAUAAAAAUUAGGAGACCCAAACUACUCUCAUUCCUACUUAAACACUAGCUGUGAGAAUCCAUGCACCAUGUGAAAUAAAUGGCAGUUACAACUAGGGCUGCAACAGUUAAUCGCCAGUCAAACAACUUAUUGUCAAUUAGUUGUCAACUAUUGAAUUCACCAACUAUUCAGGUAAUCGCCUAAUUGGGGGAUGAGCAAAUUUAUAAAAAUAAGUACAAAUUCUCAAAUUCCAGCUUCUAAAUCCUGAAUAUUUUCUGGUUUACUCACUGCUCUGGGACGAUAAACUAAAUUUUAAUGGCAUGUGGACAAAAACAAGGCAAGACACUGAAGACACUCUCCCUCUGGCUUUAGCUUGAGUUCUUUGGCCUUAGUAGCCUGGGUAAAUCCAAACGAAUCUGCAAGCACAUUGCAAAUCCACCUGGCAAGUCACUGAAAACCAAUCACAACCACUUAUCUGGCAUGGGGCAUGCUUUAUACAGUGACAGACAGAUCAGUAUGGUUAGGAGCACUGUUGAACACAACCAGUGGCUGCGCUGAUGCCAUCAGUAUUAAAUGCCUUGUAUCAUCUUCUUUGGAAUUGAGUAAGCAACAGCAUUUAAAACCUUCAUUUACAAGAAAGAUGCUUUUGCUGCCCCAGUUUGAGUUUAGAAGUAUAAUACACCAGUUUAAGUUUAAUUUAACUGCUGGGUACACCCCUUGGAAAUUGGAAGUAAAUUAAACAUCCCCAGAACAAUUAUUGUUUGAGCUAGUCUUAUCAACCAAACUACUAAUCGAUUAAUCAAGAAAUACUCUGCAGAUUAAUCAAUUAUGAAAAUAAUUGUUAGUUGCAGCCCUAGUUUGCUUAAGAAGCCAUUUAUCACUCUAGAGAUUCAGAAUAUUAUGGCUAAUCCUGGACCACUUAAAGCCAGUCACAGGGUUUAUACAAAGGGUUUGGUGAGUGUUUAAAUGAUGAAGUCUUCUAAGGACAGUAAUAGUGAUUGCUUCAUGCCAACACAGGGUCUCUAUGCACCUGUCCAUCAAAAGGAAUAGGAAUGAGCUUGUGAACCAGUGCCAGGCUGUGAAAUUGUUGAGUUGGCUUCCUGAAAUAUCUCACCUGUGUGGGACUCAGCCAUGUUUUAUAUUUGUCAGUUGCUGUUUUGGCAGUCAAGAACACACUAAUAUGGUAGUAGAGAGUUUUGUCCAUCUCCAUUUUUAUCAGAGCACACAUAGGAUAAGAAUGGUCGUGUUUAUCUUUUUUUUGUCUUUGAACAUUUUUAUAUAAAGUUAUUGGUAGUGUUUUUAGAUCUCUCUCCACUGUCAGUGUCCUUACAGUUUAAGCCUACAAGAUUGCUUUAGAGGAGAUCAAAUGUUUGAGAUUUUGUAUGAGGAUGAUUUCAGUUUCAGUUGAUUUCCACAAAUGCUAAUUCAAUGUUAACACUUUCAUUAUCAAAUAA
Molecule: messenger RNA, 3233 nt
Organism: Alosa alosa (allis shad)
Lineage: Eukaryota; Metazoa; Chordata; Actinopteri; Clupeiformes; Clupeidae
Gene: septin4a
Product: septin 4a
Exons: 13
Coding region: 231-1685 (484 amino acids)
Biological process (GO): regulation of exocytosis; cytoskeleton-dependent cytokinesis
Cellular component (GO): cell division site; microtubule cytoskeleton; septin ring
Molecular function (GO): GTPase activity; GTP binding; molecular adaptor activity
Source: RefSeq, a predicted model, not a curated record